AUGGAAGGGACCAUCAAGCAGGAGAUCAAGCAGGAGUGCAUCGAAAAUGGAGACGCCACCUCGCCGCUGGGUAACCUGGAUCCCCAUCGAUUGCGUGACAUGGUAGUCGAUCAGCAGCCUUUCCCGCCCCCUCAGCACCAGCCGAUUCAGACGAUGCCCGCGCCAGGGCAGAUGGGCUGGCAACCACCGGACGGUGGAAAUCCACCCCCGCCGAUGAGACCGCAUCAGAUGCAGGGAAUGCCGAUGGAUCAACACCAACAAAUGCAGCCGCAGCAGCAGACGCCGCAGGGAUCCAUUCCACCGCAAUCACCCAUGGGUAGUCCCCAGCAGAUGCCGAUGCAGCAACAACCCGGUGGGCCACAGUUUGAAGGCGGUCAGCCAGGGCAACCCUUCUACCCGGGCCCUCCGCACCCCCAUCAACAGAUGCCACCACAGAGUCCGGCGACGACGAUGAACACCCCAGGAGGUCCAAUGCCCUCGCCAGGAUAUCAGCAACAGCAACGGAUGAUGGGAAUGCCGCCACCAGGGCAAGGAGCGGCUGGGACACCCGGUGGACCGCCGCUUCAUCCACAGCAAUAUCCGGCUGGAUAUCCCAUGCAAAAUGGACAGUGGGCGCAGGGCGCCCCGUACCCAGCUGGCGCGCAGCGGCCCCCAGGCCCUCCUCAAGGAAUGCAGCAACAACCCCGAAUGCCAAUGCACCGCCCGAUGGGCCCGUUUCCGGGUGGACCAGGCGGCUACCCUCCAGGGAUGCCGCAGAAUCCGGCGGCUUUUCGUGGUGGGCCGAUGGUACGGCCCGGGCAAUAUCCACCGAGCCAGCCGAUGCGGCCGUACAUCAAUUCGCCGUCGAUGAACCCGGCCGAUUCCGGGUAUUUCGAGUCGAACGACUCGCACUCGUUCCCCAGCCCGGAAGGGUUCUCCGAUCUGACAUUCGAUGCCCCGGCGUCUCUCCCCGAAAUGGUCCCUGAACCCAUUCCACUCGAAGAUCAGCUACCAGAGCCUGUACUCCCCGCCCCGGUCGCUCCUGUAGAUCCAGCGCUCAAGGCCGACUUCGUGAUCAUCCCCCGAACGAGAAAGCGCAGGAAUUACACCCACACCCUGGCCACCGUUAUCCCGCCCCGCGAGCUGAAGCGGGACGGGGUGCAGAGCCCCGGCUCGACGUCAUCAAGGGGUUCAAGCUCUUCCUCUUCGGCGACCUUGUCGAGCUCGUCGGGCGGCUCUUCGGGUACGAGCCCCGCGCAGACGCCGAGCCCGCCGGAGCCGCUAUGGGACCCGGAGUGCGAUCUGUUGCUGCUCCCCUCGCCGGACAGGCUGACCAGCAUGAUACAGGGCCUACCAUACCCGUCAAAACAAUGCCUUAAUCCUAUAUUCCAUAUCUACAAGAUUCUAUAUCAUCUACCCUGCGAUUCGAGCGAUUACGAGCUGCCGAUGCACCCGCAGAUUCGCCAGAUUCCGCCUGGCUCCUAUCCCUCGCAAUUCGUCACCAGGGAUCCGAACUUGAAGGUACCACCCGAGUUGUGCCUAUCCGGCUGCUUCUUUCAAUAUCUGGACAGUGAGAAGCUGACGCAUGAUAGGGCAGAUCAGGAGAACAUCGCAAGGACGGUGAAGCUACUUGGCGGAGACAUCGAAUUUGGGAUCAAGACAUUCAACGAGCGUCAAAUGCUCCUGACUCAUGUCAUCAUCGAUAGCUCACAGCCAGCACAAGCAGCGCUGAAGAAUGCGAUAUAUCAGUCUGCCCUCCCCCGUCGUCUUCGCGUGGUCACCAGCCAAUGGCUAUGUGACGUCGUCUCACUGAAGAAGCUGGACGCCCCGUGGAGAGCCGCUCAUCUGCCCGCCCCCUGGGAUGCGCAUCGACCACAUUCUGGAAAGACGAUCGCCUUCCACGGCUUCACGAGCGAUGAGCGGACGGCGCUUCAGUUUAUGGUGGACACGAUCGGGGCCCGAGCCACGCCAUAUUUGACGCCGCUCCAUUCGCUACUUAUUGCAAAGGGCGAAACCGGCGAGAAGAUCACCAAGGCGAAAGAGUGGAACGUGCCGAUCGUCAACUACAACUGGCUGCUCGAGUGUUAUUUCGGGAAAAUGGCGAACAUCGAUCUUCCUCAAUACCAGCUUGGGGCGCCGGCCCAAGAAGUCAACACCACGCCGUACGCCCUCGAGCAGAUCGACAACCUGCAUCGGCAUAUGCUGCUGGGUUGGCACGCGUUGAUGCCGCAGGAGCACGAGCGCCUCAUGCUAGCUCAACAACUCCAGCAAAAGCUUCAGGCCGACAAGAAUGUUUUCCCGAAUUUGAAGUACAGGGAGCUGGAGGCGCCAUCCGAGGAGGACAUCAUCGAGGCCAACGAGAAGCGACGGAAGUCCAAGAAACCGCCGCACCGGUUUGCCCUGUGCGGCUUUGAGCAAGACGUCGCCGAGCGGAUCAGCAAGCAAAUCCGCUUCCUGGGUGCCGAGGUGGUGAAGGACGUCGAGCAGUGCACGCAUCUCGUCGUCCUCAACGGCAAGCGGAGCGUCCCGUUGCUAAAGGCGAUAGCCAUCGGGGCCUUUGUCGUGCGCCCCGAGUACAUUCUGACCUCCUACGAGUCGGGCAAGUGGCAGGAUGCGAUCGCGUUCAUGAUGAAGGACGACGACUCGGAGCGGAUGCACGGCUACAACCUGAAGGCGUCCAUCAUCAGGGCACGGAAUGCGCGGGUGCUACAGGGUAUUCGCAUCUACAUCACCCCAUCCGUCGACCCGUCUCGCGCAACGUUACAACGUCUCGUCGAGCUGUCCGGCGGAGAAGUGGACGCAGAGCGACCGACCGCCCGCCAAGUGGGCGAACACCUCGAACGUGACGGCUCGUACCUGAUCAUCGGCGCCGAGGCCGACGUCAAGCUGGUCGAGUACCUCGUCGAGGCCCAUAUUCCCAUCUACUCGCCCGAGUUCAUCUUCCAAGCCAUCCUGCGCCAAGAGAUCGAUGCCAGCUCGGCGUUGCGGAUCGUCUACCCCCGCCCAGCCCCACCACAACCCCCUCAACCCGUUCAGCCGGCCCCCCAACCGCCAACCUCCGCCCAAAAGGCCCAGCAGGGUCACCAGCCACAAGUCGUUGUCGGUCGGCCCGGGGCCCAGCCCGCAGCUCGACUUACGCCCGGGCCGGCACCGGUCAGGGCC
Messenger RNA from Mesorhabditis spiculigera, 3141 nucleotides. The record is from the annotation of a GenBank genome assembly. Lineage: Eukaryota; Metazoa; Nematoda; Chromadorea; Rhabditida; Rhabditidae.